This is a messenger RNA of Linum trigynum, 4817 nucleotides long. The record is from the annotation of a GenBank genome assembly. Lineage: Eukaryota; Viridiplantae; Streptophyta; Magnoliopsida; Malpighiales; Linaceae.
CAGUAUGUUGCACAAAUACACUAAACUUCUGUAAACACUCUGCUCGGGUGAGAGCAUAGCAUUCAUAGGAGAGGGUGCAUCUAGAGAGAUGCUUUCAUCAUUGAUGGUGGUACCCUCCUUAUCUUCUAUGUUAAGCUAGUUUGAAAUUGAUUGUAUGAGAAUGUGAACUCGUUUAUCUUUGCAUGUAUCGAGGCUAUGAUUUCAUAUUAUGCUUGUGUUGAUACUUGUGAUUUUCGUUGCCUUACAUGUACAUGUAUUGCAUGGAUGUUUAUGUUUCCAUUGUAGGAGGAAAAUCAAUGCAAUCAAGAAGCUUGGGGAUCAAGUUGAAAUUAAUCAAUCCCUCUUAAUUGAUUGAUUACGCAAUCAUAGCUCAAACUCCACAAAUCAAGCAUCGCCAAAUAUGGAAGAAUGAGUUGUCUACAACUCAUACCCAGAUCACCCUUGCUCAUCAUCUGUGAUUAUAAAAGGAGCCGCAUAAUCACAACUCGAAGGCAAUUUUGUGAGAAAGUGGUAAAGGGCUUCUAAACAAAAGGUUUUUAGCAAAGAGGAAGAGGUUCUUUGCUAGUUGCUGAUACAAAUUUUGGAGUUUGGAAUUUGGGUUGUUUCUUCAUCAUUAUGUUUUACUUAGUAUUUUCUUUCUUAAAGUUUAAUUUCAAGUUGUCAUUUGUACAUGUAAGUUAGAUCAUCAAGAAAAUAAAAAAUAGAAUCAUAGGGGUGGACGUAGCCCAUUGCACCGGGGUGAACCACGUUAAAAAUAUCGUUUGUUCUUUCGAUUUAUGCAAUUUCCUUCUCAUACUCUACUCUUCACACAAAUACUCUAUUUUCUAAGGACACUGGUCCAAGGAAGAAGACGAGCUGAAGUAUUCUUCCUUCUCGGUUAUUUUGGCUGGGCCUGAAAGUCCCUAAGCUCAUCUCCCCUUUUGGUUUUCUUCACUUAGUUCUUGUGUGGGCUUUGUGAAGUUGCGGGCCUACACUAAGGGGGAGAAUACGAACAAAAGGGUUGAAGGACUUCUCCUUCAUUUCGUUCUUCUUCUUUCUUCUCUUCUUGUACUCGCAAUCCCUAGACCCUUCUCUUUAAUUUCAAUUGGUAUCGGAGCCAAUCCCUUGAUUGAGCUACAUACUACCAAGGGAAUUGAUCAUUGGAUCGUCUGUCGUUGGUCAUGCAUCAUACAAUCACCCACCUUUGUUCACAGGAACAAAUUAUACCUCCUGUAAGCGACGAAUGGAAACUUUCCUCUGGGGAGUCGAUGAAGCUCUCUGGACAGUGAUCAUUGAUGGUCCUAUCACAAUGGAUUUUUCCCAACGAUCAACCUGGAAUGACGCCCAGAAAAAGAGUGCACAACUCAACAAAAGAGCUAUGCACAUCUUCCACUCUGCCAUGGCGGCGACCGAGGCAGACAAGAUCGAGCACUGCGACACUGCUCACGAGAUCUAGACUGUGCUUGACAAGACGUACGAGGGAACCUCAAAUAUCAAGGAACACGGAUCGAUCUCCUGAUGCACGAAUACGAAACAUUUGUCAUGACCCAGGUGAGGACAUCCAGUCCAUGUAUUCUCGCUUUACUAUCAUCCUAAACAAAUUAGAAGGUUUAGGAAAAACUUUCGUGAGUAAGGAUAUAAAUGGAAAGAUCCUUCGUUCAUUUUCUAAGGAAUGGUUACCUAAAAGAAAUGCAGUAGAAGAGGCUCAAAAUCUGAAUACCUUACGAGUUGAUGAAUUAAUUGAUUCCUUAUUAAGCAAUAAGCACGUUGUCAGGCAAGUUCAUGGUGAAGAUAAGUGCCAGAAGAGUCUAGCAUUUCGAACUAGAGUCUACCAAGAUGAAUCUGAGGAUGAUUCACCUCUUGAUCUUGAUAGGGAAAUUGAUUUUCUUAGUAAGCAUUUUCAACGUAUGAUUAAACAUAAGAAUGAGCAAAAAUGGUUUAGUAACACCUCUGGAAAAUUCAACACUCAUGAUAGAACUCACUCUAAUUUCAAAGAUAGGUUGCCCUAUAGGCAGACCAGAGAUGUGGAUGCAGGUACUUCAAAUAAGGAACCUCAAGGCUGCUAUAAGUGUGGGUAACCAGGGCAUAUUCAUGCUCAUUGUCCUCUCGCCCUCAAAGCCAAAGAGAAAGUCAUGAUGGCUUCUUGGAGUGACUAUGAUUCCGAGUCAGAUGAUGAUCAGGUAGACGAGGAAGCAUUCAUGGCCUACGCCAUGAAUAUAGAAGGUAAUUCUACUCACUCUACAGCUUGAACUUGCCUUCAAAAUAGCCACAUUUGACUCACACAUGGAUGAAGAGCACCAUUUUUAUAUGGAAAAUGGCUGCUCCCGUCACAUGAAUGGUACAAAACAUUUAUUUACCUCACUCUCUCCUCAGAAUGGUGGUAAAGUCAUCUUUGGUGAUGAUAGUUCUGGAAACAUUAUUGGUAGUGGUACUAUAGGAUGAGAACCUUUUCAUGUCAGUCGUAAUGUUUUGCUGGUCGAGGGUCCAAAACAUAACUUACUCAACAUUAGUCAAUUGUGUAGAAACGGCUAUAAAGUGGUUUUUGAAGCUUCUCGUUGCAUGGUUGAAAGCCCACAAGAUCACAAAAUCCUAUUUGUUGGCAAACGUCAAAAUAAUAUGUAUGUUAAAAUUUCCAUACACAUUAAACGAUCUUUCAAACCCAAUUCUGGCAUUACAACCUCCUCUGUUUUCGAACUAAUUCAUAUGGAUCUCUUUGGUCCAUGUAAUGUUUCCAGUCUAGGUAGUUAGAAUUAUGCAUUUGUCCUAGCUGAUGACUUUUCUAGAUACACUUGGGUCUAUUUUCUUGCACAUAAAAGUGAAGCCUUUUUGAAUUUUUAAUUGUUUAUGCUUUGUUUGGGAAGAAGGGGAAGUGUGGGGGGGGGGGGGUAAGAAGCCGGGGUAAGUGGAAAAAUCGAGGUAAAUGCCCUCGUUUGGAUAAUUUGAUACAGUGGCAGGUAAAUGCACCCCAAAUUGAGGCGUAACAUUGAAGGAGGAAGAAAGAAAACAGGUGGUGAGGCCAGGGAAGGAAAGGAACGUUGGUGUGGGGAGAGAGAAGGGGUGGUGGGGCGAGGGAAGAGAGGGAUUGGUGGGGUUGGGUUUAAUUUUUAUUAUUAUAAAACUUAUAUUUUAUAUCUCGAUUUGCACCCUACUAUUUUUUUUAUCCAGACAACAAUUUGUACCUCAGUUUGCACCCCCUUAAACUUGCUCCCCCUACCAUUUACAACUCAAUUUGUACCCCGCCCCCUUUUUAAUUUGCACCCCCCUUGUUGCCAAAUGGAGCGUUACUUUUACCUUCGAUAUAAAAUCCUAACUAUUAAAAGCGACAUUGGUGGCGAAUUCAUCUCUGAUGAGUUUGAGAGGUUGUGUGAUUUCUUAGGAAUAAAUCAAACCUUCUCUGCCCCUCGUACACCCUAGCAAAAUGGGGUUGUGUAAAGAAAGAAUCGGACCCUGAUUGAAUAUGCUAGGACUUUGCUACUUGAGUAUGGUUUACCUAAAUAUUUUUGGGCUGAGGCAGUUAGCACAACUUGCUAUAUAGGAAAUCGAGUUUUCAUUCGAAAACAUCUAAAAAGUACACCCUAUGAACUCUUUAAAGAAAGGAAACCUAGUAUUUCCUAUUUCCAUCCUUUUGGGUGUAGAUGCUACUGCCUAAAUACCAAGGACCAAUUAAGCAAAUUUGAUGCCAAGUCCGAUGUAGGUGUUUUCCUAGAAUACUCUAUCAAAGGUCAAGCCUUUAGGGUCUUUAACAAAAGAACCCAACGAGUUGAGUAAACUAUGCACGUAGUGUUUGAUGAAUAAUUCAGUCCUACAACCUGGAGAUCAAGAUGUAGAGGUAUUUGAUUUUGCAGAGAUGACACACUCUCCAAACGAGUCGACUCCUGACAUAGACAAUCACCUGAUCACUCCCGAAACAGCUACGACACCUGAGGUAGCAAAGAAUCAGGAAAAUACUGCACCCGUCUCCACAACUGCAAUUAUCCCUGGCUUGGCCGACCUUCAUGAAGUUGACUUGGGUUGACCAGAAUUCGGAACUUAAAACCUGAUUCCAUAAGAUACUCCAACAACACAAGACAUUCAGAAGCGACAUCCUUCUACUUAGAUCAUCGGUAACAUUAAUGAUGGACGUCGUACUCGAGGUAAGUAUAUCCCUGUCCAAUAUGCUUUUGUGUCCCAAUUUGAGCCUAAAAACUUUAAGGAAGCUAUUAAAGAUGAAGAAUGGUCUUUCUUUAUGGUUGAGAAACUAGCCCAAUUUGAACAUUUUCAUGUGUGGGAUCUAGUUCCUAGGCCUAUAGACCAUCCUGUCAUUGGAACCAAAUGGGUUUAUCGUAACAAAUCAAAUGAAGAGGGAUUUAAAACCCGUAAAAAAUCUAGACUAGUGGCUAAAGGUUAUUCACAAGAAGAGGGAAUUGACUAUGAUGAAACAUUUGCUCCUGUUGCUAGGAUAGAAUCCAUUCGAUUGCUUUGUGCCUUUGCGUGCUAUAUGAAUUUUCCUCUCUAUCAAAUGGACAUCAAAAGUGAUUUCUUGAAUGACAUUAUUCAAGAAGAUGUUUAUGUAGAGAAACCCCCAGGAUUCGUUAAUCCCGAAUUCCUUGAUCAUGUUUUUAAACAUAGAAAAGCUCUUUAUGGUCUCAAACAAGCUCCUCGGGCUUGGUAUGAUCGUCUUACAUCUUUUCUACAAGAUCAAAAGUUUAAUCAAGGCUCAGUUGAAAAAACUCAGUUUACAAAACGAACAUCAAGUGAUCUAAUUUUAGUUCAAAUAUAUGUUGAUGAUAUUGUUUUUGGCUCCACAAGUCAAUCAAUGUGCACUGAAUUCUGUGACUCAAUGAAAACUGUUUUCGAAA